Molecule: messenger RNA, 930 nt
Organism: Pelobates fuscus (common spadefoot toad)
Lineage: Eukaryota; Metazoa; Chordata; Amphibia; Anura; Pelobatidae
Product: olfactory receptor 6P1-like
Exons: 3
Coding region: 1-930 (309 amino acids)
Biological process (GO): G protein-coupled receptor signaling pathway
Cellular component (GO): membrane
Molecular function (GO): olfactory receptor activity; G protein-coupled receptor activity
Source: RefSeq, a predicted model, not a curated record
AUGGGAAAUUCACCAAAGAAAAAAGAGGGACUGAAUUAUACAUUGGUAACCGAAUUCCUGCUUCUCGGAUUUCAGAACUGUCAGAUUUUCAAUAUUAUGCUAUUCAUGUUAUUUCUUGCAAUCUACAUUUUGACAUUAAAUGUGAAUCUUCUGAUUAUCGUAUUAGUGGGAAACGCCCCAAAUCUUAACUCUCCCAUGUAUUUCUUCCUCAGUCAGUUAUCAUUGUCGGAUAUCUUGCUCACUACAAAUAUCACUCCAAACCUCCUCCAUAUUAUAAUUAAUGCGGGGAGCAAAAUAUCUUUUGAAGGCUGCAUCACACAGUUUUAUUUCCAUGGUGCCUUAAAUGCUGUAGAAUGUCUUCUUCUCACAGUGAUGUCGUAUGACCGCUAUUUAGCCAUAUGUGACCCAUUAGUUUAUACAAGUACCAUGGAACCCAGGCAUUGCCUUAAGCUAGUCCUUUGUUCCUGGUUUUCAGGAUUUAUGGCAAUGUUAAUAUUUGUUUUCCUUUUAUGUCACUUACAAUUCUGUGGUCCCUAUGUGAUCGAUCAUUAUUUUUGUGAUUUAGGUCCUCUUCUAGAACUGUCUUGCUCAGAUUAUACCUUUCUAAAGAUAACCCAAUUUGCAUUAGCCAUACCAUUUGCACUUGUUCCAUUUUUAUGUAUUUUUUCCACUUAUUUAAAAAUUAUCAUCACCAUCAUUGGAAUUGCUUCCACCAAUAGGAAACAGAAAGCCUUCUCCACAUGCAGUUCACACUUAAUUGUAGUGUGUAUGUACUAUGGGAUUUUAACUAUUGUUUACAUAGUCCCCUCAAAAGGACAGUCAUUUAAUAUUAACAAGAUUUUAUCUAUUUUAUAUACUAUAGGAAUACCAUUUUUCAAUCCAAUUAUUUAUAGUCUUAGGAAUCAGGAGAUCAGAACAGCCAAGCACUGA